Messenger RNA from Wallemia mellicola CBS 633.66, 2122 nucleotides. Its product is annotated as glycoside hydrolase. Gene Ontology annotation, molecular function: beta-glucosidase activity. Gene Ontology annotation, biological process: carbohydrate metabolic process. The record is from RefSeq and is a predicted model, not a curated record. The transcript has 3 exons. The coding region runs from base 1 to 2079 and encodes 692 amino acids. Lineage: Eukaryota; Fungi; Basidiomycota; Wallemiomycetes; Wallemiales; Wallemiaceae.
AUGGUCGCUGCUGAUUGGUCUGACAUCCGAAUAGACGCUAAGAACGGUACUUUUGUAGAUCAACAUCAUAGAAACUGCUAUCCGCGCGGUGUCAACCUCAGCGGUGGUUCAAAACUCCCAAGCAACCAAUCAGCUACAAACCACGAGGAUUUCUACAACUGGAAAGCUGUCAGCUUUGUUAACAAGCCAUUCCCUAUCGAAAACGCUGAGUAUCACCUCAACAAACUCAAAAAUGCUGGUAUGACAUUUAUACGUCUUAUCGUCACUUGGGAGGCACUAGAGCAUUCUGGAUGUGGUAUCUACGAUUAUGAAUAUAUGGACUAUCUAGCUACGCUCUGCAGCCUCAUGGAGAAGCACGGAUUUAAGAUCGUUAUAGACGCACACCAAGAUAUUUGGUCUAGGAUGACAGGCGGCAGCGGUGCGCCAGGAUGGACAGUCGAACUCGCAGGCUAUGAUGUGCGUGCAUUAGACGACACAGCAGCUGCCUACCUCUACCCAAUCCGCUCACAGAAAGGGCCAAACUGGUCAGCUCAACCAGGUGAUGGCCUUGAACAUGGAGUCUGGCCGAGUGGGUAUCAGAAGAAUAGCGCUGCGACACUCAGUACCCUCUUCUGGGGUGGUUCAACGUUUGCACCGUCGUUUGUCAUUGAUGGAAAAAAUAUCCAGGAUAUACUUCAAGAAGCCUAUCUGAACGCCUUCGCAGAGCUUUCGAAGAGACUUGAAUCUCCUGCUAUCGUCGCUUUCGAACUCAUGAAUGAGCCGCAUAGAGGCUACAUCGAGCUCGACAACUUCGAGUGCUGGAAUUACAAUACUGAUCUACACAUAGCGCAUAUGCCGACACCUGUACAAGGUAUGGCACUCGCGAUGGGUCAUGCUGUUACUGUCGACUACUACACUCGCACAUUCCCAUUCCCAACGCGCAAAUCGGGCGUGAGGAAGAUAAGUCCAGUACGGAAAGCUUACAAAAAUGAUGCGGUCUGUCCUUGGCUACGCGAAGGUGUAUGGGCAUAUAGCACAGAUAAAAGCAAGCCAGUUGUCUUGCGUCAGGACUACUUCAAAAAACACCCUCUCACAGGCAAGACUGUCGAAUGGUAUCACGACUUCUAUAUGCCUUUUGCGAAGAAGUUUUAUGAAAAAUGCGCAAAUGGUCGCUGGUGUGUCGUUGAGCCAAUACCCAAUGAAUUCUUUCCAAAUAUACCCGCGGAAGAGCAACCUAAGAAGCUCAUUGCUAGUCCUCAUUGGUAUGAUCUUAAUGCACUCUUCAAAAAGGAGGGCACAUGGUGGUCUGUCAACGUGCAAGGUCUAGCGAGGGGUAUGAUGAUCUGGAAUGCACUUUAUAUCGGAUACGGAGGUCUUAAAAAGAACUACGCCAAGCAGAUUGGCCGAUUGGUUCAUGAGGCCAAGAAAAACUUAGGUGAUGUACCCGUCUUCUUUGGCGAAACUGGCAUCCCAAUGGAUCUCAACGACGGAGAAGGUCAGAAGAAAGGGAUGUGGAAGUAUCACGAAUGGUCGCUCGACGCCCUCAUUUGCGCACUCGAAAAACAUGCUACUUCUUUCACGUUAUGGAAUUACAACCCAGAUAACAUUAACGAUGGCGGUGAUGUAUGGAACGGCGAGAACUUCAGUCUGUUCUCCAAGGACGCAAUCAAGGGCGACGAUAGUGUUACAGACGGACUCCGCAUACCGGAAGUAUGGAUACGUCCAUAUGCUAGCAAAGUAAGCGGUGAGCCCCUCGAGAUGGCGUACAACCGUGGUGAAAAGAAGUACACGCUCAGGAUGCGUCCACGUGAGGGUGUGUCUGAAAUAUUCAUCCCUGCCGCAUUCUUCGAUGCAGUUGAAGUCGUAAUCGACGGGGGUUCUUACGAGUAUGUAAAAUCAGAUCAAACGGUUUAUUGGAAGACAGAAUCAUCAAAUGACGUAGUGGAGAUGUCCAUCAAGAAUCCUAAACACAAGGUACCAGAGACCUUCUUCAGUAUGUAUGGACCACUUAUCGCGUCACUUUUAUUCAUGCUUGCCGCCGUCGUUGCUCGGAAUCAUAUCCAACCUGUCCUUCUCGCACUCAAGGAACAACAACAGUGAUUGUAGAUUUUAUCAAUUUAACUUUUUUAUGGCCGUUUUACCA